AUGAACAGUGUAAUGUUUUCUGUCUGCUUUUUAUUAAGUUUGUUGUUUUUAUCAAAAACAUCGGCGGACGACAAAGGUCCGCUGGUGACCCUCAAAUAUGGAAGUCUGAGAGGGAAGUACACAAAUGUGAAGGGGCUGGGGCCUGCAGUCCACACAUACCUGGGCGUGCCCUUUGCUCAGCCGCCCGUGGGGCAUCUGAGGCUGGCCCCUCCCCGGCCUGCGAAACCGUGGGAAGGAGUGCGGGAUGCCACGCAGCAGCCAGCCAUGUGUCUACAGGACAGAGCAUUGGUGGCAGACUUGCUCGAUAAGGUUUCAAUGGAGAUGGACAUCCCUGCAAUUUCAGAGGACUGCCUCUACCUAAACAUAUACACCCCUGCAACAUCCACAGCAGACUCUAAACUACCAGUCAUGGUUUGGAUCCACGGCGGAGGGCUUAUGUUGGGGGCAGCAUCUUCUUACGAUGGCUCUGCGCUGGCAGCCUAUCAAGACGUGGUGGUGGUGCUGAUUCAGUACCAGUUAGGAAUUCUAGGCUUCUUCAGCACAGGGGAUGAGCACGUCCCUGGCAACCUGGGCAUGCUCGACCAGGUGGUCGCUCUGCAGUGGGUCCAGGAGAACAUCCAGAGUUUCGGAGGGGACCCCAGAUCAGUCACCAUCUUCGGGGAGUCAGCUGGGGGUGUGAGCGUGUCCCUGCAGCUCCUUUCUCCGUUGUCUUCCGGGCUGUUCCACCGUGCAAUUGCAGAGAGUGGAACUGCAAGGAUGAACAUGGUCUUCAAUCCCAACCCUCUGCCCAUUGCCCAGAUUGUGGCUAACAUGUCAGGAUGUGACAUCACAAGCACAGAGAAGAUGGUGGAGUGUAUGAAGUUGUUUACUAAAGAGGAUAUCUUAAAGACCAUGGAGCAGACAAAAGAUGUUUUUUUUGGGAUAACAAACGACGGAGUGUUUCUCACAAAGUCAACGGAGGAAGUUUUCCAGAACCAUGAGGUCCACAAGGUCCCAUUUAUGACGGGUGUGACAAACCAGGAGUGUGGCUGGCUCUUACCAGACUUCCUUGGUCCCCCAGGCUGGGUAGAGGGAUUGGACCGGGAGCAGGUCAUAUCUGUGAUGUCAGUUUUCUACCCUGAGCCUAAAGAUCAGCAAAUACCAGAACUGAUAACGGAUGAAUACCUGGGCACCGCAGAAGAUCGGCUUGCCAAUCGGGACAGGCUCAUAGAGUUGAUGGGGGACAUUAUGUUUACAAUCCCAGCCAUUAAGACAGCGAAAGCCCACAGAGACGCAGGGGCGCCCGUGUUCCUGUAUGAGUUCCAGCACAGUCCCAGCGUACUGCAGCGGAACAGGCCCGACUUCGUAAAAUCUGACCACGGGGACGAUAUCCUCUUUGUCUUCGGCGGAUGCUUCUGGGACGGGCACAUCAAGAUGAAAGCCUGUACAGAGGAAGAGGAGCAGCUUUGCAAGACGGUGAUGGCAUACUGGACCAACUUCGCACGCACAGGGUCUCCCAAUGGAGCAGGUUUGGUCGAAUGGCCGCAGUACAGAGACAAUGAGGAGUACCUAGGCCUGGGGUUGGUGCAGCAACCAGGCCAGAGGCUGAAAGAGAACCGCUACAUCUAUCUGACUCAGACGCUGCCAGAGAAGGUGCGAGCCCUGCAGGAGCAGGGUGAGCACAGCGAGCUGUAG
Molecule: messenger RNA, 1674 nt
Organism: Megalops cyprinoides (Indo-Pacific tarpon)
Lineage: Eukaryota; Metazoa; Chordata; Actinopteri; Elopiformes; Megalopidae
Product: fatty acyl-CoA hydrolase precursor, medium chain-like
Exons: 13
Coding region: 1-1674 (557 amino acids)
Source: RefSeq, a predicted model, not a curated record